Molecule: messenger RNA, 1046 nt
Organism: Verruconis gallopava
Lineage: Eukaryota; Fungi; Ascomycota; Dothideomycetes; Venturiales; Sympoventuriaceae
Product: deoxyuridine 5'-triphosphate nucleotidohydrolase
Exons: 3
Coding region: 87-722 (211 amino acids)
Biological process (GO): dUMP biosynthetic process; dUTP catabolic process
Molecular function (GO): dUTP diphosphatase activity; magnesium ion binding
Source: RefSeq, a predicted model, not a curated record
GCGCGCGUUUGUCUGUGGGUUUCCAAGAGCCAAAACCUACAAAGAAGUCCAAGUUCUCAGCAUCUCAGUGAUUGCUCCCAAAGUCAAUGGCAGAAACGCCCAACGUCAUUCACGAACCGCCGUCUCUGCCGAGCUCCCCACACCACAAGAAGACAAAGCUGAUUGACCCAGCGCCAGCCGCACCUUCAAUCGCCAGCGCGCUGUUUGUCGACAAGGACAAGGCAGGACGAAGAUCAGCUAUUAUGGCUCAGAGUCUCGACUCCCCGCCAGCCCUGCAGGUGCAAUUGCUAGGACCCAAAGGCAGAGCUCCAACGCGGGGAAGCGCCUUUGCAGCCGGAUACGACCUGUACAGUUCAGAAGACACCACGGUUCCAGCCCGUGGCAAAGCCAUGGUCGCAACCAGCAUUGCAAUUGCAGUACCGCCCGGAACUUAUGGCAGGGUUGCUCCGCGCUCAGGUCUUGCAGCCAAGCACAGCAUAGACACCGGCGCCGGUGUCAUCGACGCCGAUUAUCGAGGCGAGGUGAAGAUCAUCUUGUUCAAUUUGAGCGACACAGACUUCGCGAUCAAGGAGGGCGAUCGCAUUGCGCAGCUGAUCAUCGAACGCAUUCUUACGCCAGAAGUCAUGGUUGUCGAGAAACUGGAAGAAAGCGUCCGGGGUGCUGGGGGAUUUGGUAGCACAGGCGGGUUUGGUGUUGGUGGAUCAACUGUAACUGGAGUUUGAAGUAGACGGUACAAAAAGAGUUCCCGCCCAAGCCUCCACCUCCGAGUCCUGCCAGUCAGACAUGAGACGCCAACGUAAGCGCGUAGCCGCGUUGUGUGGGUAAUCGUAUGAUUCAGGGCGGUGUUCGCUGACUCGAGAAAACUUAAAAAAGGGCCAUGUAUCAACGCCAGCGAAAAGCAAUGAAGCAUGGACGCACAGGAUCACAAGAGACGUUCUGGCGCACAGCAGAAUCCUUCACGCAAAACCGCUCAACCGUUCGGCAGCCGUCCCGCGGCGGGUUGUACGACGGGAUUUCACACAACCGCAGUCAUGACGAAGUCGCAG